GGAGACCGCACGUACCCAUGAUUGUUCAAGCCCCGGCGCUCUUGGGACGCACUCUGGGCGAGGGCGCCGCUAGCGGCUCGCUGCCCGCGAUGCGGCGGCGGCGGCAACGGCGGCGAGGGGCGCAAUGAGCGGCACCGGUGGCGACGUGAGGCUCUUCAGCGUCGAGGGGCGCGAGUUCCGCGUAGACUGGGCGGACGUGGCCCGCUUCCCGCGCUCGGUGCUCGCGUCGCAGGCCUUCGCGGAGACGGGCCGGGAGCCCCAGCCGGCGCAGCUCCCGGGCCGCAGCGCGCAGUUCUUCGGGCUGGUGGCGGAGCUGCUGGCCGCGGGCGCCCAGCACGGCCCGGACAGCCCGGGCUCGGCCGCGGCCGGCCGCGAGCCGUUCCGGGUCCCGGCGGAGUGGUGCGACGGCGGGGAAGAGGGAGGCGCUGUUCUGGAGGGAGGCCGAGUUCUACGGCAUCUUCGAGCUCGAGGCGGGCAUGGCGUCCCUCGUCCUCGAGAGGCUGCUGCGGGCGUACCUCCGCCGGGGCCCCGAGGGGCGGCGGGCCUUCGGGGCCUGGCCCUCGAGGGACCGGCACCAGCUGUGGGCCUCCCUCUGGGUUGCCCUGCGCCUGCAGAGCGGCAGGUGGUAUUCCCGAGAGGAGGUCGACGGCGUCAUCAGAGAGCACCUCGUGAGCCCGGAGGCGCCGCUGGUGGACGCGGUGCGCAUGGAGCUGCUCCGCCGCGGCCUCGUGGCGCGCCGCGGGGAGGACGACGGGCCUCUCCGCCUGCAGGAGGAGACUGUGCGCUGGAUCCUCGAUGGGGACAAAUGUUCCGGGCGCGCCGGCCCGAGGCGGCCUCCGCCUGCGACUUGCCGUGGUGGUCGUGCCCCCUGGCGACGCAGCACCUGCUGCUCGCUGCGGGGCCGCCGCGGGGCGCGCCCGGCGCGCCCGCGCCGCUGUCCGCGGCGGACGUGGCGGCGCUCGGGCAGGCGUCGGACGAGGGUGCGGCGUUCACCGGAUACAGGUGCGUGUUCAUGGAGCCGCUGCCUGAGGGAGCUGCCGACGGCGUGCACCCCGACGAGCUGCGCGCCGCUGCGGUGAGCUUCGUCGCGGCGGGCCCCGCCGGCAGGCCAUCGGCGCAGCACGGCCAGCGCAGGGCGGUGCUCGCGGAGGGGCCGUGGCGCUUCGCGGCCGUCGAGGAGCUGUUCGAGGCUCCCUUCGCUUGCGCAGAGGUCUCCGUGUCCAUCGCGACUGCAGCGGGCUCCUGCGGUGACCAGGCCCCGCGCCUCCCGCCGCUCCGAGUGGACGUCUCUGCAACGGGGGAGGGCGCCUGGCGCACGGCGUGGUGCCAGGCGAUGCCGCCGCGGGACGACGUGCUCAGCCAGGGGAGGAGCUUCGCCAGGUGCUUCCUGCCCCACGCGGUGCCAGAGCUGCGGCCGCCGCCGCUGCCCGCCGCCUGGGCGCCGCGGGGCGCCGCGAAGCCUGGGCCCCGAGGGGGGGACCUGCUGCGGGAGCUCGAGGCCGCGGCGGGCGCGCAGCCCGCCGCCGAGCUGCUGGCGGCGCUGGGCAGGGCCCACCUGGAGUGGGCCCUCGGCCCUGCUGCUCUGGCGGACCCCCGGGGCGCCGUGCUCGUGGGCAGCCCGCCGCUGCUGGCGCAGUGGCCCAAAGGGACCUCCAGCAGCACCAGGCCACGCUCUGGCUCACCCUGCACCUCCUGCCCGGCAGGGUGUACCAGGAGGCCGAGGUCGACUGGGUGAUCGCGAGGCACCACGCGCCCGCCAGGCUGCCGGACCUGCCCACGCUCCGCAAGGAGUUCCAGCGCCGGGGCCUCGUGGAGAGGCAGGCGGGCGGCGGCGGCUUCACGGCGUCGCCCUCGGCCGUGCGGAGCGCGCUGGAGGCGCUGCUGGGGCUGCGGCCGGCAUGCGAGCGUGGGCGCGGGGCGCCCGCGCCCGCGUAGGCGGGGCGGGCCUCCCUUCGCGUCUGCGGUCGUUUGUUGUGAGUGCGCCA
Messenger RNA from Prorocentrum cordatum, 1985 nucleotides. The record is from the annotation of a GenBank genome assembly. Lineage: Eukaryota; Dinophyceae; Prorocentrales; Prorocentraceae.